AUCCGUAUUUAAGGCAGAAGUGCCACGUUCUUCCUCUUUAAAUUGGUAUCUUUUUCCAGCCUCCACUUCCCAGUGUUAUAGCAAGGGGGGCUGUGCGUAGCACCAGGAAUGAUGAAGCUUUUAAUAAGCUUUGCCUUAUUGGCUAUCAGUGCUGCUGUUCCAGUUGAAGGGUUUUCCUUGCCAGGGAAACCCAACUUGGCUGACUUUGGGCUAAGCGACAAAGACCUUUCUGAAGAUCUUGGUGGUAUUCCUCUGCUAGAACCUGUUUUACUGAGGAACCCAGAAGAUAUACUGAAGGGUUUUAAACUUGAUGGCCAUGUAGAAGAGAAGGGUGCUGCACCUGCUGCGGAAGGCAGCUCUUCUGAAGAGGAUAAAGAAGAAGAAUCCUCUAGUGAAGAAGAUGCAAAGCAAGAAGCUGCCCCCUCUGAAAAGAAAAGCUCCUCCUCUGAAGAAGAAAGCUCCUCCUCUGAAGAAGAAAGCUCCUCCUCUGAAGAGGAAAGCUCCUCCUCUGAAGAAAGUAGCUCAGAAGAACCAGCAGCUGCUGCCCCCAUUGAAGAGGCAGCUCCUGCACAAGAGGCUGAGGCCAAGACAGCAGAGGUUGCCAAAAAAGAGCCAGAGGCAGCUGACAAGCCCUUUGCCAAUCUAAAAAACAAAUUUAAUAUUGCCUACUUCCCUGAACGCAAAAAUCUUGAAUUGUCAUUUAAGAAGAGCUUCAUAAAAGACAAUGCCAAAAAACAUCAUGGCAGCCGUUCUGCUUUCAACAUACGCAGAUAAAAAGAUACGUGAGCACGUAUGAAAUGAAGCAUUUCCCAGAAGUGACUACAAUACAAGCUUUUCUUUUCCUCUCCUUCCUGCAUUAGUCUUUUAGCCUGCAUCUCUUCAGCAUAAUAAAGCAUUCAGCAACA
Xenopus laevis (African clawed frog) is the source of this 905-nucleotide messenger RNA. Its product is annotated as protein gar2-like. The coding region runs from base 109 to 774 and encodes 221 amino acids. NCBI's taxonomy places the organism in Eukaryota, Metazoa, Chordata, Amphibia, Anura, Pipidae. The record is from RefSeq and is a predicted model, not a curated record. The transcript is spliced from 4 exons.